AUGUCGCGAACUUUGUUCUCGAACGCUUACAUUAAUCAAAAGGAAACUAAUGGUCCGGUUGAUCAAGACGCACCAAAACCACCACAUCACGUCUAUUCCUCGAAUCACUACACAGCUGCCAACGGAGAUCCCAACUAUACCAAGGAAGAAGAAUCCGUCGCCACAGCUGGAGAAAAAGUUAGUAUUUAUCGAAGGCAGCUCGACGGCUCUUCUCCAGGUGAAAUCCGUCGCUGAGGCGACAAUGAAAGCUUGCAGUGAAGCUGGCGGCAAGGUGAAGGAGAGUCUUACGGGAGCCAUGAAAACCAUAUCCGAAAAUUGAUGUUUAUCUCUGCUCGUUUUAAUCUGAAAUUGUUACGCUUGGACUUCAAUAAACAAUUCUUUCAAAAUUUCGGGGAAAACAGUAGUUCUGAACUCGCCUUAUUCAUCUCGGUUUGAAAUCUUAAUCUACACAACUCGGGAAGAACAAAAAAACGACGAAUGUUUGUGAAAAGUCAGCUGAGAGACCACCGAACGUGAAAAGUGUUUUCUUGUUUGUUGCAGUGUGUUGGUCGCCUCGUAUUUAAGUGUUUGCAUCGAUUGAUUUUUCAAUUUUUUCCCUCUUUUUUGUUCAUUCAAUCGAUAUUUCAUUUCAGGAAGAAAGAAGAUGAGUGAAGAAGGACAAGUUCUUAAAUUGGAGAAGCACAGCGCUGUGAAUCCGCCUGACUUGAGCAUCCCACAUGGAGAUGAUACUAACUCAACGCCUUAUCGAACGGACCAUUACACAGUCAAAGACGCCGAGCCAAGUGAUUUCCACGGAACACAUUGUUCUUCCCAAGUUUGAUUUUAGCUUUAAAAUAUUUGUAAUGUGUGUGAUCCGAAAGAAAUGCUACUAAAAUUUUGCAAAGCUCUCGUGAGGCCUUCAAUAACCUCCAAUCUCCCUCUCCAAAUUUAGCGAUAUUCGAAGACCUUGUAGAGAUAGCUGAAACUCUUUCCUAUGUUAAACUUCAGUCUAACCGAAAAUUUCUGUCUCAGGCAUGGAUUUCGAUAUAUCAUUUUUUUUUUCAGAACGCUAAAUGCGCCGAUGCUUGUUCACACACUGUCGAAAAAGUCAAAGAAAAACUUCACGAUGCAAAAAAGUCCGUUUCUGGUCAUUGA
Molecule: messenger RNA, 1134 nt
Organism: Caenorhabditis auriculariae
Lineage: Eukaryota; Metazoa; Nematoda; Chromadorea; Rhabditida; Rhabditidae
Source: the annotation of a GenBank genome assembly